Molecule: messenger RNA, 3631 nt
Organism: Monodelphis domestica (gray short-tailed opossum)
Lineage: Eukaryota; Metazoa; Chordata; Mammalia; Didelphimorphia; Didelphidae
Source: RefSeq, a predicted model, not a curated record
CCUUCUGCGUCAGGGUCCUGAUGGGGCAGGUAUGGAGUGAGGACACGAGCACCACUGAGUUUCUGGCCCAACCCUGGCUUCCACUUUUCCCCUGAAGCCUUUUUUCAUUCAGGGCUGGCAGGUAAUAGGGCAGUAAGUGUCCCCUGAAAUGGAAGCUGCAUUUGCAGAGCCUGGGGGAUUUGGACUCCCUCCAUCAGCCAGAAUAGUCUCCAGCAACCCCUUUCCCUACGUGCAGAAGAGGUGUGGAAAAGCCCUGUGCCGGCUCCCCAGGUGCCCCCUGGGGCCCUUGUGCCUCGGUGUUGAGAUGUCUGAGAACCCAGGUGCCUAGACGUAGCUCCACCUUGCACUGGGGCCCCCACAGGACAGGACACAAACAGGCUGGGGAGCUGUCCUGGCGCUAGGCUUCUCUGCUGGGGUGUUGGCUGAGCCUCCAGGCCGAUCCAGCUUCGAGGUGUCCGAAUGGGAGAGGUAAACUGGAACCCUUGAUGACUUGCGAGUAGCUUUGCAUCCAGCCACGUCCCCACCCGGACAGGUAGAAGAAGGCAGGCGGCUGCAGCAGCCAGAGCCCUGGGCUGGACUCGCGCUCUGCUCCUUCCUUCCUGGGUGUCCUUGGGCACAUCUCCGUGGCUCGGGGAAUCCGUAUUCUCGUCUGUAAAAUAGAUGACCGUUCAGGUCUCUUCCCGCUUUGGAAAUCUCUUAUUCUCUGGUCCCGUGGAACUCGCUUCAGGUACAAAGUGGCCGUGUUGAGCCCACCCUCGGGGCGUCCAAGCGUGGGAGGUGGGGGCGAUCGGGGUGCUGAGAAUCGGCGAGAGGCGUGCGGGAGGCCCCAGGAUAAACCGGUCGGGAUGCUGUUUUCCAUCUCUCUCUCGCGCUUUGUGGUAAACGGACAGACAGCCUCCCUCGGCCUGGUCCUGGGGUGGUCGCUCUUGGCACUCUGCCGUAGCGUCCUUUCCACACAUGGGUCUCGGCCCCCUUCAGGGCCAGUCACACUCGGUCACCCUCACAGCGUAGAAGGGCUGGGAGGCCGGGGGGGGGAAUAUCCAGAGAUGACUCAAGGGGGCCCCAUUCCAUGGCUGUCCCCUUCCCCUCACCAGGGAGGAGGAAGCAGCUCUGUCUGGUUGAGAAGUAAAGUAACCCUGCAGGCACAGCCAGGUGGCUCGGUGGAGAGAGAGCCAGGCCUGGAGUCAGAGGUCCUGGGUUCAAAUGUGGCCUCAGAUCCUUCCUAGCGGGGCGGCUGGACGAGUCCCUUAACCACAGUUGCCUAGCCCUUGCCGCUAGAAGAGCUAGUAUGGAUUUUAAUAAGACCAAAGAUAAGGGUUCUUUAAAAAAGAGAGCUGUAACCCUGCAGCACUCCCCCCUCCCAGUUCCUCACCUACAGUUCCAUCCCAAGGUACGAAAUUCCACCCUCAGUACUCAGGAUGUAGGGGCCCUCGAAGCCCUGGGGGCGGCGACGUGAAGAAAGUAGAUGGUGGGCAGCUCAUGGCGGCAGGAGCCCGGGGCUUCCAAGGGUGGGCCCGGAAGCGUCUCCCUCUCAAAGCGGCCACAGGGCAGGGGACGCCAGUCAGCCCCAGAAGGCCCAGAGUUCGGGCAGAAUUGGCCUUCUCUAAGCAUGGGGUUAGGCCUAACUAGAGCGCUACGCUGAACCUGGGGGAAGGGGUGAGGGCAGGCAGCUGGGCUGCAGAGAUUUGGGGGAGGGAGGGCAGGGUCCAGCCCUGCCCUGGGCCUUUUAGUUUCCAAUUUCUCUGUGUCAGCUGUGUGGCUCAGCUGUCCACUCUCCUCUAGCCUGUCACUUAAGCUGUGACGCUGCUGGGAGAGGCGAGGUCUGCACACCCGCUGGGGAGACGGGAGCACCGAGGGUAUUUGGGGGUGUAAGCCCCCUGGGCAGGAGGACAGAGCCUUCCUCUUCCCUUCCCGUCCACCAGACCUCCUAAUCUGGCAUCCUCCUUCCUCCACUGACUGGCCUGGCCUAGGGAAUGCCAAACGCUGGGUCCUUUUGGGGAGUCGCCUUUGUUUAGUCCCUCAUUCUGGAAAAGGGGAAUGGAGGCCCUCUUUAUGUAAAGGCUCUCAGCUUAAGAGCCCGGCAAUUUUCUCUUCCUCCCAAAGCUCUAUUCGUUCCACCCUACAAGGAUGACCGAAAAAGAGGUGCUGGAUUCCCCCAAAUCCUUCCCAGUAGGGACACCAAAGAGUGGGCUACAGAAGCUGAAGCAAUUAUUCAGGAAGGAGACUGUAGAAAGCAAGGAGAUGGAGCUCCCCCCUGAGCCCCAGGCCAAUGGGGAGGCAGUGGGGGCUCAAGGGGGACCCAUCUACUACAUCUAUGAGGAGGAAGAGGAGGAAGAGGAGGAGGAGGAGGAGCCCCCCCCGGAACCCCCUAAGCCUGUCAAUGACAAGCCCCACAAGUUCAAAGAUCAUUUCUUCAAAAAGCCCAAAUUCUGUGAUGUCUGUGCCAGAAUGAUUGUUCUCAACAACAAAUUUGGGCUACGAUGUAAGAACUGCAAAACCAACAUCCAUGAACACUGCCAGUCCUUUGUGGAGAUGCAGAGAUGCUUCGGCAAGAUUCCCCCUGGGUUCCACCGAGCUUACAGUUCUCCCCUCUACAGCGACCAGCAGUAUGCCUGUGUCAAGGACCCACUCUCCAACCGAAAUGACCCUGUUUUUGAGACACUUCGAACUGGAGUGAUUAUGGCCAACAAAGAACGGAAGAAGGGGCAAGCUGACAAGAAGAAUCCCCUAGCGGCCAUGAUGGAGGAGGAGCCAGAAGCCCCCAAACCGGAGGAAGGAAAACCCCAGGCCAGAAAUCCCGGGGGAGACAAGAAGACUGACAGAAAGACAGCCGAAGAUAAAAACAAGCAGCCCGGCUUCCAGCAGUCUCACUACUUUGUGGCCCUCUAUCGGUUCAAGGCUUUGGAAAAGGAUGAUCUGGACUUCCCACCUGGAGAGAAGAUCACAGUCAUCGAUGACUCCAAUGAGGAGUGGUGGCGGGGCAAGAUUGGGGAGAAAGUGGGAUUUUUCCCCCAAAACUUCAUCAUCCGAGUCAAGGCUGGUGAGCGGGUACACCGAGUGACCAGAUCCUUUGUGGGAAACCGAGAGAUUGGGCAGAUAACGCUCAAGAAGGACCAGAUUGUGGUGCAGAAAGGGGACGAAGCUGGCGGCUACGUGAAAGUCUACACGGGGCGGAAGGUGGGGCUCUUUCCCACUGACUUCCUGGAGGAAAUCUAGGGGGCGGGGCUUCAGCAGUUUCCCUGCAUCUCCUCCCGUGCCCCGCCUCUGUACCAGGCACUGGGACGAUAAAAAGGAAAGCCGAACAGUCCCUGCGGUCCAAGAUGCUCCCAGGCUGCACCGGGGGCAGCUCCCUUCCAGCGCCGCGGGGCUCUUCUAGCGGGGGCUGGUUCCCCCCUUCAACUCCCUCCCCAGCAGGCGCUCAUUCCCCCAGCUUGCCCUGGCCACGAUGUGGGGGAGAGGCAGGAGGGCCUCCUGUGGGGCUGGGCUCCCAAGAGAAGCCCCACGGAAAGCCGGGGAGAUGAGGGGCGCCCCUCUUUUUCAGCCAUGGUGGGGGGCUGGGAGGGAGAAAGAAGGCUCUUCUGACAUGGAGUGUAAAACCAAGAAUCGAUUAAAAACCGUUUUCCCAAGUUGA